Molecule: messenger RNA, 195 nt
Organism: Penicillium robsamsonii
Lineage: Eukaryota; Fungi; Ascomycota; Eurotiomycetes; Eurotiales; Aspergillaceae
Exons: 1
Coding region: 1-195 (64 amino acids)
Source: RefSeq, a predicted model, not a curated record
AUGGUUCCUUCGUCGCCAUUCAUAUCUCUGGAAGAGAUCGACGUCCGUGGGGAAAAGCCAAGCCCGAAAGGUUGCGACCGCGAUCUCGAACAGGCAGACGCUGAGCACCGCCAGCACCAAACCAUGCCAGAACAACAUGUUCUCACUGGACUCAUGCACGAAGUUCCAUCGGACAUGAUAGAUGCCUUGACCUGA